Molecule: messenger RNA, 6981 nt
Organism: Babesia ovata
Lineage: Eukaryota; Apicomplexa; Aconoidasida; Piroplasmida; Babesiidae
Product: DEAD-box family helicase
Exons: 2
Coding region: 1-6981 (2326 amino acids)
Cellular component (GO): Swr1 complex
Molecular function (GO): ATP hydrolysis activity; ATP-dependent chromatin remodeler activity; ATP binding
Source: RefSeq, a predicted model, not a curated record
AUGCGUGCUCAUGUUUGCACAGGUUACGUUGCACUAGUUAUAGCAUACCAGUUCGUGCUGGUUGCGGCGUUUUUGCUGCGUGCGCCUGUCCGGAUCGCUGAACGCCGGUCCUGUCUACCGCGCCUGCUCCAGGGUUGCGGCGGCGGAAGCCACACCUCUCUGUCAUCCUCGCCCAUCCGCUACAGGAUUGCGCACAUUGGUGCUGCAGAGGCUGUAGAACGCAUAUUCUCCGCGGAUCCUGAGGCAAGCCCGAGAAGUAAAGCGCUGCCUCUGAAUGUCGUUGAGGAGUUCUUCGCCAUCAAGCGCGAGAAUAAAGGACCUCAACUCAAGCAAUCGCUUUCCCGGGCACAAGUGGAGUGGGCAGAGUGGGAGAUUCGCAGGUUCGGGUACAAAUUGGGCACGGCGAAUCGGCAGCUGCGUCAGCUCGCUGAGAAGCACAAGGCCCUGCGAAACAGUUUUACGAGCUCCAAGGAAGAAUUGGACAAGGUCAGGCAAGCGAAACACGAAGUUUCUGUGAAGUUAAGGAUCGCUUCGCGGCUGCGCAGGUUAUUUAUCACAUACAAAAACGGCCUGCUCGCUAACGUGCAGCCUAGGGUGCCCUACGUGCCGCUCAAGUAUCGCAGCGAAAAUGUUCCAGCCGACUUCUAUUCACUCGGCACAAGGAAGCAUAACAAUGUGAAGAAGUUCGCAAAAUUGAAGCAGCACAAAGAAGUAGAGGGAAAGGAUCAAAUACGGCCGGCAAGCCAAUCAACCGAACUCACCGACCGCCAAGGGGCAGAGCUAUCCCCUUCGGUUGGAGGUCGCAAGGGUAUAAAUAACGUGCGAUCGUAUUUACAUAGGAAACUUGUAGCGGACGACGCUGAUCAACGGUCGACAGAAUCGGUGAGCCCACAUUGGGAAGCAGACGACGCUGUGCCGUCUUUGCAUAACCCUGGAGACGAGUCACCGGAUAGGGUUGGAGAUACUGAGGAUUUCACAUCACAUCCAAAUUUCGAUUUACUGACACAGAAGUCAGGAGAGCGGCCAGCGCUAGGAGAUUCUCGGCAGCAAAAGGUUAGGUCUAGCGGCGGAGUCAGCAAGGAUAAAGCACAAGUGGAACGCGAAAUUCUUGGCCUUAUAGCCGAGGCGAAAAAUCAGGCACCAAAAUACAGGCUAGAUACAGGAAAAAUACCAGAUCGUACAGACGGCUGCCCAAGGGAUUGUAAGAUGUACCCGGGGUACAACGUUAAGAAUACGGGGAGGUCCUCCCCCGGCAGUGAUGGCGUUAGCGCCAGCAGCGGAAGCAGUUCUGAAAGAUUGCCGAGCGUCUAUGGCGUUAACUACGGAGUGCAGCAGCGGCCCUUUGCGGCAUCGCCAUACGGCGGGUGGCAAGCGCAAAUGCAGACUAUGGGUGCGCAAGUGGUUAACUAUAACACGCCUGCGGAUAUCAAUGCUGCUCAUAUGGGUGACCAAUCGGCAGCCUCAAUGUCCCAGAGGCAGUCGCAGCUUUCGCAGAUGGGGGUGCCGGGUAUGCACGGUUCCCAGCUCGUUACCCCCUACGCUGUCUCCAACGUCGUGCACCUGCCGGCGUCAGCUGUUGCGGCUGGCCAUGUGGUGCUCAUGGGAUAUGGCGGACACCCUAUGCAGACCUACCCAGUGGGAGUGGGUGACGCAUAUUCCCAGCUCACGCAAUUUGAUCCGCAGAAUGCUGCAAUGAGGUUCGGCGAUACUUCUAUGGAAGGCGACGCUGCAUACUCCAAUAUGCCGUUGGGGACGCAGUACCCUCAAGAUGAAGCGUCACUUGGCCUGGAGCAAAUGUUGCCGAAUGCUUCAAUGGAAUCGAUGUCUCAGCCAGAAUCGCCGUCGGCCGCGGCAUCCACGUCGCCGCCCAAUGCAGCGUCACAACCGAUACAACUUCAAGAAGAUAUGAACCCAUUACCAUGUCACCAAGGAGAUGUGCCUCAGGAGUCGAUAUUUGAGUACCCAUCGCCCGAGCUUGAUCCUGCAAAGCAUUUGCGGAAGAUCCGAGUGAAAAGGCACGUAUCAUCCGAAGGAAAUGACAGUUCAAUGUCUGUGCCAUUUCCAAACGUCAAGGCCGAAGGUGGGAAAUUCUGGGAAGUCAGGGUCAAUAUCGAGGAGGAGUUCCGGCGACUGCUGCCGCAGAUGCCCCAAAAUUCGGACGAGCUUAUCGCUAUGGCCAGGCCGCAUAUAGAAAUCGAGGUGAGCUUCUUCAGCGAGCUGGGGGGUAUAUACCAGGAGUAUGAGGAUGAGACUGCGAUCAUCAACGAAAACCUAGACACGCUACGAAAGCAGCUCAACGAAUUGCAUCUGCUCAUGGGACGCACUGUACCGAGCAAGUUGACAGAACCGAUCAAAAUACACGACUUGUCGAUUUGGGAACCCGUGCUGAAGGAAAUGAACGACUUCCAGGAUCUGGUCGAUUACGAACAUCGAGAAAAGCGACGAAAGUUCAAGGCACUUUCAGCUGCAGCGCAGAAACAGGCCUCCAGGUUUGAGAACCGAAAACUGGCGUUGGAGCAAGAGGAAAUAAAACAACGGAAACAACACUGCAAAAAUGUGGCCAACGCCAUGGCGAUCUACUGGAAGAAAAUUGAGCGCUUCGCCUGGGAACGUAUGAAACGGGAUCUACAGGCCACACUCAUCGAGAAGAAACGCAUGAGGCUCGACAAGUUUGUGGAAGAUGCCAUUAAGCUCUCGAUUACGAAAAACGACAAGGUCAAAGGUGACGGUAAGACGAAAAGGGAGUCCCAAGAAAGCAAGAGGCAUCAUACAGAGGAUGAGGUCAAAGAUGAACCUUAUUUAAGCGCAGAAAUGGAAGCACAUAGUCAACCGGAGACUAUCGAUGUAAAGAAGGAAUCUGUGAAAAAGGAACGACACGGCUCAGGCUCUGCCGCCACAGGUGAUGAUAGUACCCGUGACGAUGAGGCGGCGAAAGGCGUUGCUGAUGACGAAUUUGUCAUAUCCGAAGAGAUGAAACGGAUGGAACGCGACGACGCGCUGCUCGACAUGGCCAUGGAGAAGGAGGAACAACUCGACCAGGAAGCUGGUAACCAAAAGAAGGAACUCAAUGCCCUUGAGGACGACCUGAAUGUGCCAAUUGAAGAGAUUCUGCGCCGUUACAAGGAGGAAGAGGAGAAGUUCAAAGAGGAACACAACGUCUCAUCGCACUCCGACGCAGACGAUGAAACGGAGGUGACUUCUGAACACAGCGACACUGAACGACACUCUGCGGACGGAAAUGAUGCAGGAGACGAAAUGGACGUUGACGAUGAAGAUGGUACAGAAGACGAAACGGAGGCUGAGGAUGAAGGUGACACUGAAGUGGUUCCGCCCCCAUCGUUAGCUGCAACUAGAAGCAAAAGGAGACGUCCAGAAGCUACCUUGGCAUCAUCCGAUGCAGUAAAAGACGAAGCAACCGAUGAUAAUAAGGCAGGAACGCAAGAGGGCGGCAAAGAUGACAUGGAGGCUGAAUUCACACUGGGUGAUGAUAAGUUCAAGGAGCAAGAAGACGAGGAUGUGCACCUUGACGAGGCAAUCAGUGAUGAGCAUUCCGACAACGAAGCUGGCAAGCAAGAACGCGUUAAGGAGAUAUCUGCCUUGGAGGAGGAUGCAAACCUGCCCAUAGAGGAACUUAUCGCUCGGUAUAGGGCCGCCGGUGGAUAUGGCGAAAGUGAUGAUAUGUCCAUGGACGACUCCGCGUCACAGGCAGCGUCGGAUACCGACAGCGACGAUACCAAGAUGCAUGAUGCAUCGAAAGGGGAUGAGUUAACUGAUGAGCCUGAAUGUGACGAUUCCACCGCGGAAUCAUCGACAGACGAGGAUGCAGUCCAGGUGCCGUCCCUUAUCAGAGCCACGUUGCGACCCUACCAGAUUGACGGGUUACGGUGGCUUGCCUCUUUAUAUCGCAAGGGUUCAAACGGCAUAUUGGCAGACGAAAUGGGACUCGGUAAAACGCUGCAAACAAUCGCCUUAUUGGCGCAUUUGGCUUGUGAUCACGGUAACUGGGGCCCUCACCUCAUUGUCGUGCCCACGUCUGUGCUGCUGAAUUGGGAGAUGGAGUUCAAAAAGUUCUGCCCGGGGUUCAUGAUAUUGUCAUAUUACGGUUCACCUGCUGAGAGGGCGAAGAAACGUAUCGGAUGGAACAAGGAGCAUGCAUUCAACGUGUGCAUCGCAUCGUACGCCACUGUAGUGCAGGAUUCGUACAUUUUGAAGCGUAAGAGCUGGGUAUACAUGGUUCUGGAUGAGGCCCAGAACAUCAAAAACUUCCACUCCAAAAGGUGGCAGACGUUGCUUACCUUCAACACCCAGGGGCGUAUUCUGCUUACGGGAACGCCGUUACAAAACUCGCUGCAAGAGCUGUGGUCACUUAUGCAUUUCAUCCUCCCCGAUGUUUUUACGUCGCACUCAGAGUUCAAGGAGUGGUUCAGCGACCCCCUCACCGAGUCGAUUGAGCGUGAACAGAUGAAUGGUGAGGGGAACAAGCAGGAUCUCCAGACGUCCCACCUCGUCAAAAAGCUGCACACGGUGCUGAGGCCGUACCUGUUGAGGCGUCUUAAGAAGGAUGUGGAGAAACAAAUGCCGUCGAAGUACGAACACGUAAUCAAGUGCUACCUGUCCCGCAGGCAAAGGGUGCUCUACGACGAGUUCAUAUCGAGCCGCAGCGCCGUGGAAGCCCUGAAGAACCCCAACUACAGAUCUAUGUUGUUCGUCCUAAUGCAGUUGAGGAAGAUUUGCAAUCAUCCUGACCAAUUGCAGUCAAGGCCUGUUGAGACGCCGUAUUAUGAUCCUAUCAUGAUGGAAAACGUGAUGUUCCCAAGCAUGUUCUUGUUGCCGGAAUCAAGACCUGGGGCUAGAUUAUACCGCCAUGAGGUUAUCAAUAUGCGGCCGUACCCGUCUGAGACGCUACCCAUAAUGGUCGGCUCCAGGGACCACCAAGAUCGUGUUGUCUUACCACUUUCGUUUGUCAAAUCCUUCCGAGGCAGCAAGGUACCGUUUCAACGUGUUUUCAGGCAGAACAAGAACGUCUACGACAAAGAUGUGGCCCAGCUGCCCGUGGUGUCCCGCUUCCCAAUUUCCAAAUGCCUGCUUAGUCGGAAAUCCGGUGGAAGGCGUAAACUUACGCUUUCUGGAUUCCUCAUCGAAAGCAUGCUUUCGGCUAACCCAUUCGACGAUGUCAGCCGUCGCAAUAGAGGUUAUUUGCUGACUGGACACGCACCAGCAGAGCGUGCACAGGGUCUGGGUCCAACAGUUUCAAUCGCAGCUUCCUCUGUUUGUUCGGAAUACGACGCUGCGGCGGGAAAUUUCGGAUAUAGUGGUAGAUUCCGCCAUGCAGUUAACAAGACCGUAUCCAUGGGAUUAGAAAGCGGACGGUCUGUCAGUACGAGCAGCCCCGCCAACGCAGUGAAGCAAGACUUUGAUCCAUUUGUCAACACCCGCGCAGCUCCCUAUCAUGCAGGGCCAGUGGUGCGCAACGUGAAUUUUUAUCCGCAGAUGAGCGAGAUAUCCGAUGUUUCGGAUUCCGCUACGGAUUCCAACAUUGUAGUUUGCACUACCGAUGAUGCAGUCAAUGACGCGGAUCCCACGGGAAAGGGCGAAUCCAACGAUUUCGCCGAUCAAACAGAUGAAGCCAACGUAGUAGUGAAUCGCCGGGAGCUGCUGGAGGUGAACGACAAUUUCCUGCUGCAAAAGUUUACCAUCGAUCGACGCCCGAAGCCCAAGGCUGAAUGCUUCCAGAAAAUCGUGGCACCCACCGUGGACGACGUGGUGGAACGUAACUGGUGGAUGCUGUCACGAUUUGUGUGCACUACUGGCAAGGUCGUGGAGUGCAACCCCAGGCGGGUCGUCGUGUUUGGCCCGGGAGGUGUGACUUGGAACAGUCGGCAAGAGGCCACGGCGGAUAGGAUCCACAGCAAAUUGCAGCGUCCUUCAUCGUUCGCAUACUUCAAGGAAACGAAAUGCAGCAUUGAGCAUGCUCGAGGGCUGCAGAAGGUGCUCUUCCCGCCUAGAAGCCUGCUGCAUGACGAUUGCGGCAAGUUCCUGGUGCUUGGGCGUUUGCUGAAAAAGUUGAAGAGUGAGGGGCACAGGUGCCUGUUGUACACCCAGUUUUCCAAAAUGCUGGAUAUCCUAGAGAACUGGAUCAACUUCAUGGGGUUCACGUACGUCAGACUCGACGGGUCCACCAAGGUGGACAUGAGGCAGCGUAUCGUCACCAGAUUCAACGAGAACGAGAAGAUAUUCCUGUUCAUCUCCUCCACCCGCGCUGGUGGUGUGGGUCUUACGCUGACGGGUGCCGACACGGUCAUCUUCUACGACACCGACUGGAACCCGGCGAUGGAUAGGCAAGCUAUGGACAGGUGCCACCGUAUCGGCCAGACGAGGGAAGUCAACGUCUACCGUUUGAUCAGCGAGCACACUGUCGAGGAGAACAUCUGGCGUAAGCAGCUGCAGAAGCGGCGUCUGGACGACAUCGUGGUGGACAAGGGCAACUUCGACAGCGAACACCACAACUGGUUCUCGAACGUCGACACGCUCAUGACCAUUCUGAAGCAGCAGACAGCAGAGGGCCGCGAAAACGCCGCGGAAGAUGACGACAUCUACGGCAAGAAGGUGUUACACGAAUCUCAAGCUCCAGAGUUGGACGACGCUGUCGGCGGUGAUGGCCCGCCCCCAAGAGUCGUGAACAUGCUGGCGGAAGCGGAGGACGAAGACGAUGUCAACGCGCUUAAGAACCGCAGCAAGGAGGCGAGGACUGCCAACAAGGAUUUCCAGGACUUCAGUGGCGACAUGAUCUCCACAAUGCCGGCCCUUGUCGCCUAUUCCAUCCAGCUCUUGCUGACCUACCUCACCCCAACUCUAGUCGCCCAACGCGAUGAGAUGAAGGUCAAGAUCAAGGUGGAGUCCAUGGACUCGGCUGUCGAGGAGGACUCCGAAUCGUCAGCAUCCGAGGUUGGGUAUGGCUCCGACCCUGAGUCGAGCGAGUAG